AUGACAACUAAAACUAACCAACUCAACCAAAGGAAAAUCAAAACUGGACGUUUAACCGACGUCUGUGCCCAGCGGGAGGCUACAUGCCACGGCCUCCCCACCCGCGGCCUCCCCACCCGCGGCCUCCCCACCCCACGGCCUCCCCACCCGCGGCCUUCCCACCCCGCGGUCCCCCACCCGCGGCCUCCCCACCCCGCGGCCUCCCCACCCCACGGCCUCCCCACCCGGGGCCUCCCCACCCGCGGCCUCCCCACCCGAGGCCUCCCCACCCACGGCCUCCCCACCCGAGGCCUCCCCACCCGCGGCCACCCAACCCGGGGCCUCCCCACCCGCGGCCUCCCCACCCGAGGCCCCCCACCCGCGGCCACCCCACCCGGGGCCUCCCCACCCGCGGCCACCCCACCCGCGGCCUCCCCACCCGCGGCCUCCCCACCCCACGGCCUCCCCACCCGCGGCCUUCCCACCCCGCGGUCCCCCACCCGCGGCCUCCCCACCCCGCGGCCUCCCCACCCCACGGCCUCCCCACCCGCGGCCUCCCCACCCGAGGCCUCCCCACCCGAGGCCUCCCCACCCGAGGCCUCCCCACCCGCGGCCACCCAACCCGGGGCCUCCCCACCCGCGGCCUCCCCACCCGAGGCCUCCCCACCUGCGGCCACCCCACCCGCGGCCUCCCCACCCGCGGCCACCCAACCCAGGGCCUCCCCACCCGCGGCCUCCCCACCCGAGGCCUCCCCACCCGCGGCCACCCAACCCGAGGCCUCCCCACCCGAGGCCUCCCCACCCGAGGCCUCCCCACCCACGGCCCCUCCACCCACGGCCUCCCCACCCAUGGCCUCCCCACCCCGCGGCCUCCCCACCCCGCGGCCUCCCCACCUACGGCCUCCCCACCCGAGGAAGAAGAGGGGGCAGGCUGUUGCACAUGCUGAGUCCAUGCAGAGUUCCCAGUCAGAGAUUACUUUUAGUUGUAAAGAGCUUUACACUGGCGAUUACAAACACCUGGCCAUCAAACCCCCGGCCUUCAAACCCCCGGCCUUCAAACCCCCGGCCUUCAAACCCCCGGCCAUCAAACCCCCGGCCAUCAAACCCCCGGCCUUCAAACCCCCGGCCAUCAAUCACCCGGCCUUCAAACCCCCGGUCAUUAAAACCCCGGCCUUCAAUCACCCGGCCAUCAAACCCCUGGCCAUCAAACCCCUGGCCAUCAAACCCCCGGCCAUUAAACUCCCGACCUUCAAACCCCUGGCCAUCAAACACCCGGCUAUUAAACCCCCGGACAUUAAACACCCGGCCAUCGUUCUCAUCAGACAUAGCUUUCCGCUGAGACUAGUCAAUAGACUAUGUGUGACACACAUAAACACACAAGCAUGA
Salvelinus namaycush (lake trout) is the source of this 1365-nucleotide messenger RNA. Its product is annotated as basic proline-rich protein-like. Bases 1 to 1365 code for a protein of 454 amino acids. The transcript is spliced from 3 exons. The record is from RefSeq and is a predicted model, not a curated record. Lineage: Eukaryota; Metazoa; Chordata; Actinopteri; Salmoniformes; Salmonidae.